Messenger RNA from Iphiclides podalirius (scarce swallowtail), 1419 nucleotides. NCBI's taxonomy places the organism in Eukaryota, Metazoa, Arthropoda, Insecta, Lepidoptera, Papilionidae. The record is from the annotation of a GenBank genome assembly.
AUGGAUUGGCGUGAGAAGCUUUUCGGCAGGGCACUCGUUAAAUGCGAUUCGCCGGGGACGCAGAGCGGGCAAUUCGAGAAUGUGCCGACUUUGGAAGCUUUGGGGGACUGCGUUGAAGAGGGGGAGGGGGCGGUUUGCGGGAUCUACUUCUCGUUUGCGAACAUCAGCGAUACGAGUGACGAUUUCGGUGUCAGGCUGGAGGAGGUGUACAAGAAGGUGCAGCCGCGUCUGAGAGUCGUUCAGGUCGUGUUGUGGGCGCACGUCGGCACGCCGGAGGGGCCCGUGGAGCGAGAGGCCGGGUUCCGUCGCAGCCUCACAGGGAAACCGUGGUUCGCGGUGCCCUUCCACGACGUCGACAUAAAGCGCCGCCUCACGCAGAAGUACAGCAUAGCCGUGGGCGUGCCAACCCUGGUCAUCCGCGGCAGGGCUGUCCGCGACGCGCUCCUGAGUGACCCGGCUGGUGAGAGGUUCCCCUGGCCGGCGCCCCCGUUGCAAGACGUGCUGCGCGGAGUGCAGCUGCAGGGGGCGAACGGCUGCAGACUGUUCGAAGAGCUGCCCGCCGAUGCGGUCAGGGUGUUCUACUUCGCCGCCCAUUGGUGCCCCCCCUGCCGCACGUUCGCGCCCAGCCUCUGCGCAGCGCUCACCGCGGUGCGGAAGCGCAGGGCGAAAUACGCGAACACUCAGCUGAUCCUAGUCUCCAGUGACAGGAGCGAGCAGUCGUACCAGCGCACGGUGUCGUCGGUGAGCGCUGCGGGCGCCCUCGCCGUGCCCUGGGCGGCGGCAGAAGCGCGCCUGGCGCUGCCGACGGCGCUCGGCGUCGCCGGCAUACCGGCUCUAGUGCUCACCGACCCCAGCGGAAAGGUGCUCACCGCCAACGGCCGUCAGCACUUGGCGGCCGACCCUAUAGGACUGAACUUCCCGUGGGCCCACCGUCCGGUGUCGUUGCUGACUGAACAGUCGCUGCUCAAGAUGGCGCGUCACCCGGCCGUCGUGCUUUUCAUUGACGACGAGGACGCGGAGAUAGAGUUCUCCGAAUCGGUGCUCACCCCAUCGGCGGAGUCGUACUACGAGGAGUGCAGCAUCCAGUACCCGGGCUUCUGCCCCUACCAGAACUCGUCCGACGACGAGACCAUGGACUUCGACUACACCGCGCCCCGCUCCAGGGCGAAGAAGAAGUUCUUCAGGCACGUGAUGUUCUACAUCGGGAUAGACGGCAGCGACAGCGCGGACAUGCUGCGCGAGCACAUAGGCCUGGACGACGCGGUGCCGCUGCUCACCGCAAUAGACUUCCCCAAGCAGAGGAUGGUCACGAUGAAGUACGGCGACGAGAUCACCACCGACUCCGUGCAGAACUUCGUGGACGCCUACCUGAGCGGGAACGCGGACUUCAAGCCGACCAAGCCGUACACCGAGAAGUGC